This is a messenger RNA of Tachysurus fulvidraco (yellow catfish), 1580 nucleotides long. It is a transcript of the gene fxn, whose product is annotated as frataxin. Lineage: Eukaryota; Metazoa; Chordata; Actinopteri; Siluriformes; Bagridae. Bases 15 to 656 code for a protein of 213 amino acids. Gene Ontology annotation, molecular function: iron chaperone activity; ferric iron binding; 2 iron, 2 sulfur cluster binding. The transcript has 6 exons. The record is from RefSeq and is a predicted model, not a curated record. Gene Ontology annotation, cellular component: mitochondrion. Gene Ontology annotation, biological process: intracellular iron ion homeostasis; iron incorporation into metallo-sulfur cluster.
CUACAUAUUAGAAUAUGUCAAGGUUAACAAAUAAACCUUACAGUUUGUGUCUGUGUUUCCUAAAGAGCGGGUGGAGAUGGCCUCAGCGUGUGUUUAAGUCAUCUUCAGUCGCCUCCGCAGUGAGGACAGACAAAGUAAAGCAGGCAAGAUGUGGAUUUUCUAGCACUAACUCAGCAAGACCAGAGUGUAAUCCAGCUGCUUCCUGGGCCACCAGAGCUUGGACGGAUGUUGCACAUGGACAAAGAAGAGGACUUUAUUUGACCGUUCCCCUUGCAGAAGAAAACACACUUCAGUCAAAAGAACUGACCGAAUCCGUCUAUGAGAAGCUGGUUGAGGAGACGCUGGAUGCACUAGCAGAAUUUUUCGAGGAUCUCACUGAUGAGAGCUGCACUGCGCCUGACUAUGAUGUGGUGUUUUCUAGUGGUGUCCUGACUGUGAAAGUCGGAGGUGACCAUGGCACUUACGUCAUCAAUAAACAGACGCCUAACAAACAGAUUUGGCUCUCAUCUCCUAUAAGUGGGCCAAAACGUUAUGAUUGGACAGGAGAGCACUGGGUCUACACCCACGAUGGCAUAACCUUGCAUGAACUGCUCUCUAAAGAGUUUUCUGCCAUCUUUCAUUCAAAUAUGGACCUGUCGCAUCUCCUACAUUCCUGACGACGACUAAAGGAUGAAGAAACCACCAGAAAGGUGACUGAGCAUCAGGAACAAAAAUGACACAUGGACAGAUGUGACAUUUACUGUACCUUUGUGCUUCCUUGGAAUCAGAAAUAUUUAGUUGACUCUCAUAAUGUAACAUCUUCUGAAGAAAGAUUUCCCCCUUCUGCUUAAUGCCAUGAACAUCCAUCCAUCCAUCCAUCCAUUUACCUACUAUUUUGUUUGAAUACAAAACUCUACUCUUGACAUUGGUAUCUGGAGCAUCUAGCAGCACAGAUCAGCCUUUAAAGUGCAUUUAUUACACCUGUCUUCAUUUAACCACUGAGGCCAAAUCUGUAAUGGUUCUAUUGUAGCUAUUAGCCUAUUUAAGCACCGCUUUCUAUUCAAAACUCCACUCAGUCAUUAUGGCGCAGGGCGAGAGGGCUUUCGCAGUCCCUGCCAGCCAAUCUGGUUGGAUUACAUUCAGAUUAAAAAAGGUCAUUUUUGAACGCGUCCAACAAUGAAAGAGACGAGAGGGCACUUUUUGUCAUUUAGGGCUUUUCAGUAAUUUAGAGAUCUGGAUACAGCUAGACUACAGGCAGUGGAUCGGAGACUGGAGAGGAGAAGAGGGAGGGGAUUGUUUGAAAAAGCUGAAGGACCACUGAUCAGAGCUGACUCUUGUUCAGUGUUUGUUCAGUAUGUAGUGUUGUACAUUUAGGUAUUAGUGCCUUUUUUAAUUAAAGGAGUGUAAUUAAAGUAUCACUUCAUCAAUCAGCUAAUAAAUUCUAGGCAUGUGCUAGUCAAAAUGUGUCCAUGUUACACUUGACGUUGAGUCAUCCUCAUCUUUUAAACGUUUUUUUUUUUUAAUUACCUGCAUUUUUUGUUGGUUUGAACAGUGUUGUUGAUGUAUAUCUGCUUAUGAUAAAUAAAUUCCAGUCUUAUUCA